Phragmites australis (common reed) is the source of this 1563-nucleotide messenger RNA. RefSeq names its product zinc finger CCCH domain-containing protein 37-like. Gene Ontology annotation, molecular function: metal ion binding. Bases 52 to 1188 code for a protein of 378 amino acids. NCBI's taxonomy places the organism in Eukaryota, Viridiplantae, Streptophyta, Magnoliopsida, Poales, Poaceae. The record is from RefSeq and is a predicted model, not a curated record. The transcript has a single exon.
GAAAGUUCUUGCCCCUGAGCAAUUGCACGAUUCCAAGCGGAACCGCCCCAGAUGAGCCGCAAAGCUAAAGAAAGGAAGAGGGAGAGACAGGCGCCCACUUCCGUCGGCCAGCGGCCGAGAAAACUUCCGUACCGCUUCGCGACGUGGCGGGCAACAUGCAGCACCGGCGUCCACGCCCGUCCACGUACCCCGCCCCGCGCCAAACCCACAGCCCACGCAGCCACGCCGACCCGAUGUAGCUCGGCGACCAAGAGCGCACUCAAUACCGCCCAUGCCACGCCCUCCCAACCCAACGGCGCGUCCGUCCAUCCCGCCUCGCACGCGGCGACCUAUAAAGCCGCGCGCCACACACCCCGCCGCUGCCACCUCAAAGCACGGUUAAUUGAGCGAGGGGGACAGGCAGGCAUGGUGAGCCGUGAGCACCACCACGACUACGAGCACCUUGUGCUCGACUCCGCGGCGCUGGGCGUGUCCUGGGCCGAUCCGGCGGCGGUGGAGAUCCCGCCGCAGCUCUUCGCGGCGCUGGGGGAGUACCUCUCCGCCGGGCACGGCUACGGGGACGCCGAGGCCGAGGACGAGGCGGACGACGAGUUCAUGAUGUACGAGUUCAAGGUGCGGCGCUGCGCGCGGGCGCGGAGCCACGACUGGACGGCGUGCCCCUACGCGCACCCGGGCGAGGCCGCGCGGCGGCGGGACCCGCGGCGCGUGGCGUACACGGGCGAGCCGUGCCCGGACUUCCGGCGCCGGCCGGGCGCCGCGUGCCCGCAGGGGAACAAGUGCCCGUUCGCGCAUGGCACGUUCGAGCUGUGGCUCCACCCGUUGCGGUACCGCACGCGCCCGUGCCGCACGGGCACGGCCUGCCGCCGCCACGUCUGCUUCUUCGCUCACACGGCGGGUGAGCUCCGGGCCGCGCCCAAGGGGGACUCGCCGCUGUCGCUCUCGCCCAAGUCGACGCUGGCGUCUCUCUGGGAGUCGCCGCCGGUGUCGCCGGUGGAGGAACGACAGAGUUGGGUCGACCCCAUCGAUGAGUCGGACGCGGAUGCGGAGAUGGAAGAGUUUAUGCUCGCAAUGCGGGAGCUCAGCAUCAGGAAGGCCUCGGCGUCGUCGGCGCCGGUAGCGCCGGUGCUGCCUCCUGUCACCGAGGACGACGGGCCGGACUUCGGGUGGGUGUCGGAGCUGGUGAUGUAGCCAGCGCCUUCCAAGCCCAAGACGCCAUCUCGUUCGCCGACGGCAAAAAAGGCGCCUCUCGCGCCAUUCGGGACAGCUUCAUUAAGCAACCUUAAUUCUAGCAUUUUCGUAAAUUGCAUCAUUCUUCUGUGGAUGAACAAAAUAUGGUGCAAGCCUGAAUACAGCAAUAUUCUGCAAGUGUGGCGUGUGUUCCCCGUGUUUUUUUUUUUGGGUCUAAAAUCAUGGGCGUAAUAUGUUAUUAGCCAUGGUAUCCGAUUACCAUUCAAUGUAGAUACAAGUGUAAUAGGCUGAAAGCCUUCGGUGUUUCGUGAUGCAUCACGGUUUGGUGUACUUUGUACGUGCUUAAUAUGUUCAGCCAUAAAGUGAUCCACUGCA